AUGAUCCGCACAAUCAAGCCGAAAAAUGCACGUACUAAAAGGGCUCUUGCUAAGAGGGAAGCCAAGCUAGUGGAAAACACGAAAACUGCACUUUUUGUACCUGGAUCCACGGGGAAUAAACUAUUACAUGACGCCAUGUGCGAUUUGAUGGCAUUGAAAAAACCAUUAGCAAAGAAAUUUAGCAAAAAAAAUGAGAUUAGACCUUUUGAAGAAACAUCACAGCUUGAAUUCUUUUCAGAAAAAAACGACUCUUCAUUAAUGGUGUUUUCAUCGCAUAAUAAGAAAAGACCGAAUCGAUUGACAUUUACGAGAUUUUUCAACUACAAAGUAUACGAUAUGAUUGAAUUGUCGAUUCAGAACAACUUUAAAUUGCUACAAGACUUUAAAAAGAAGUUCACGUUUACUAUUGGAUUGAAACCUAUGUUUACGUUUAAUGGACCUGCAUUCGAUACACACCCAGUCUACAAGCAUAUAAAGUCAUUAUUUUUGGAUUUUUAUCGUGGCGAGGAAACAGAGUUACAAGAUGUUGCUGGAUUACAGUACAUUAUCUCCUUAUCAGUUGGCGAAAUUGACGAUUUAAAUAAUAGCGAUGAAAAAAGUUUGCCAUUGGUUCAUUUCAGAGUAUAUAGAUUGAAAACAUUCAGAUCUGGUCAGAAAUUGCCCCGCGUUGAAUUGGAUGAAAUUGGACCAAGAUUUGACUUUAAAGUUGGUAGAAGGAUUGAACCAAGUCCCGAAGUGGAAAAAGAAGCUAAUAGAAAACCAAAACAGUUGGAAACUAAGGAAAAGAAGAAUAUAUCUACCGAUUUUAUGGGUGAUAAAGUGGCUCAAGUUCACGUUGGCAAACAAGAUUUGAGCAAAUUGCAAACUAGAAAGAUGAAAGGAUUGAAGGAGAAGUACAACCAGGAAAGUGAGAACGAAAGCGAAACUGAAACUGAAAACAACAAUGAAGAAGAUGACGUCUAUGUGUCCGACGAGGAGUAUUUUGCAAACGAUGUAGAGGAACCAGACACUAAAAAGCUAAGGAAGAAGUAG
Molecule: messenger RNA, 1032 nt
Organism: Lodderomyces oxycetoniae
Lineage: Eukaryota; Fungi; Ascomycota; Pichiomycetes; Serinales; Debaryomycetaceae
Gene: RPF2
Product: rRNA-binding ribosome biosynthesis protein
Exons: 1
Coding region: 1-1032 (343 amino acids)
Biological process (GO): maturation of LSU-rRNA from tricistronic rRNA transcript (SSU-rRNA, 5.8S rRNA, LSU-rRNA); ribosomal large subunit assembly
Cellular component (GO): nucleolus
Molecular function (GO): rRNA binding
Source: RefSeq, a predicted model, not a curated record